Messenger RNA from Rhagoletis zephyria (snowberry fruit fly), 677 nucleotides. Its product is annotated as putative nuclease HARBI1. NCBI's taxonomy places the organism in Eukaryota, Metazoa, Arthropoda, Insecta, Diptera, Tephritidae. The record is from RefSeq and is a predicted model, not a curated record.
AGGCAAUGCACACCUUUAUUAUAAUCGGAAAGGAUAUUACAGUGUUAAUGCAAUGAUAAUAUGUGACCAUAAGCAAAGAAUAAGGUAUGUGAACAGUAGGUAUGCAGGUGCAAGUCACGAUUCUUUUAUUUGGGAUAAUAGUGAUGCUUCCACCUACUUCCAAGCGCAGUAUGAAAAUGGAGACAGAAGCACAAGACUGCUAGGUGACUCUUCAUAUCCACUGUUACCCUGGCUUAUAACACCCUUUCGAAGUGCAGGCGUUGAUAGUCCAGAAAGCAGAUUUAAUAAAAGCCAUAGUAAAGGCCGUAAUAUUGUUGAACGAACCAUAGGCGUUUGGAAGAACUGGUGCUAAUGUCUCCUUUCUGCUCGCCAACUACAUUAUGCUCCUGAGAAAGUGGUUAAAAUUGUAAACGUUGCGGCAGCACUUCACAACAUUCGGAUACAUUAUAAUAUUUCCGAUGAAUACCAAGAGGAAGUCUACGAACUCGAUGAAUAUGUAGGCGAACCUUUACAACCUCAACGAUAUACAAAUGAAGCAACUCAAAUUCGCAAUGAGAUGUUACGUAGCUUUUUGUAAAAUAAAACUAUUUAUUAUCACAUUAUUCAUUUUCAUACAUAUUUAUUAAUAUUUAAGUAAAAGCCUUCCUGGCAAAGUGUUGCACAAAGUUGUCUACACA